UCAUUCCAUUAGAUAGCAGCAGCUAUUUAAACGCUCCAGUGGGAGCUCAGACAUUUCUGCUUGUAGAAGUCCUUGGCUGCUCCACUCCCUCAUUCUUGGAAUAAAUUCAGAAAUGACACUUGAUGACCUCAAGAGCAAGAGUAUGAAGGAUCAACCUGACGAGAAAUCAAAUGGAGAUAAAGCUGAAGGUACUGGGGGUCCUCAGAGUCUUUCCGCUCGGCGGUGGCGCCCUGCUGCCCUGAUUCUAGGGUUCCUGUGCCUGGGAUUACUGGUGACCGUUAUACUGCUGAUAAUACAGUUGUCCCAGGUGUCUGAUCUCCUGAAGCAACAGAAAGUGAACCUUACUCACCAGGAAGACAUCCUGGAGGGACAGGCUUUAGCCCAGCGCCAGGCGGAAAAAUCUUCCCAGGAGUCACAAAGGGAACUCAAAGAAAUGAUAGAAACUCUUGCCCACAAAUUGGAUGAAAAAUCCAAGAAACUGAUGGAGCUUCAACAGCAGAACUCGAAUCUUCAAAAAGCUCUGGAGAAAGCGGCAAACUUUUCAGGUCCUUGUCCCCAAGACUGGCUCUGGCAUGAAGAAAACUGUUACAAAUUUUCCUCUGGCCCAUUUAGUUGGGAAAAAAGCCGGGAGAACUGCUUGUCUUUGGAUGCCCAACUGCUGAAGAUUAAUAGCACAGACGAUCUGGAAUUCAUCCAGAAAACCAUCGCCCAUUCCAGUUUCCCAUUCUGGAUGGGGUUAUCUCUGAGGAAACCCAACAACUCAUGGCUCUGGGAGGACGGUACUCCUUUGAUGCCCCACUUGUUUAGACUCCAGGGAGCUGCUUCCCAAAUGUAUCCUUCAGGCACCUGUGCGUAUAUACACAGGGGAGUUGUUUUUGCUGAAAACUGCAUUUUAACUGCAUUCAGUAUAUGUCAGAAGAGGGCGAAUCUCUUGAGAGCACAGUGAAUUUGAAAGCUUUGGAAGAAAAGGAGAAGAUCUUUGGAUUCUUUUCUGGAAUUUAAGCUAUACUUGGUCACUUAAGUGCAAACCAUGAAAGCCGUGACAACUGCCUGUUGCUCGAUGAGUGCAGAACUCCUUAGCAGAGACUGGGCCUCAGCUACCUGACAGCUUGGUUAUCAAUAGUUUUACUUCUAUCCCUUUCUCUCUGUGUUCCCUAGCGUGUCCCAAGCCCCCUGCCUGCCAUCAGUGAAGUCCAUUUCCUGUUUCUAUUAUUUCUAAGAACGUGUUGCUUAAUGCAAGGUCGUAAAAUUUUUUCUCCUUUGGUUUCUCCUAGGCAUUUUAUAGUUUCUGAUUUUACAUAGAAACGUAUAAUUUAUUUUGGGUUAAUCCAUAAGCCGUGUUUGGAUGUAUCGAAGUGUUUUUAUUCCCCCACUUGGCUACUCAACUGUUUUCACAAUAUUUGUUGAACAGUGCAUUAUUUUUUUCACUAUGGCUGUCUUUGCACUUUUGUCAACAAUUAUUGAUACAUGCCUGGGUCUGUUUCUGAACUCUCUCUUCUGUUUCCUUGAUCUAUUCUAUAUUCUUUGUUACAGCACCACCAUGUUAUUUUUUUCCCAUUUUUAAAAGUUUUAUUGAAAUAUAGUUGAUUUACAAUGUUGCGAGAAUUUCUUCUGUACAACAAAGUGAUUCAGUUAUACAAGUACACAUACAUCCAUUCUUUUUCAGAUUCUUUUCCUUGUAGGUUAUCACAGAAUAGGUAGUUUCCUAUGCUAUACAUCAGGUCCCUUUUCACCGUUCUUUUCAUAUACAAUAGUGUGCAUAUGAUAGUCCCAAACCCCCAGGCCCCCCUUCCCCCAGCCUGUCCUCUUUGGUAAUCAUAUGUUUGUUUUCAAAAUUUGUGAGUCUGUUUCUAUUUUGUAAUAAAUUCAUUUGCAUCUUUUUAAAAGAUUCCAUGUAUAAGUGAUAUAUGAUAUUUGUCUUUCUCUGAUUUACUUCACCUAGUAUGAUAAUUUCUAGGUCAAUCCAUGUUGCUACAAAUGGCAUUAUUUCAUUCUCUUUCAUGGUUGAGUGAUAUUCCAUUGUAAAUAUGUAUGACAUCUUCUUUAUCCAUUCCUGAUUUGAUGGACAUUUAGGUUGCUUCCAUGUCUUGGCUCUUACAAAUAGUGCUGCAAGAUCGUUUGAAUUUUGUGGUUUUAUAAUGCAUCUUGAAAUCAUAUAGUGAUCGUUCUUCAACAUUAUUCUUUUUCAGAGUUGUUUUGGCUCAUCUAUGUCUUUCUAUUUCCAUCUUAAUUUCUGAAUUGGCUUGUCAGUUUCUAAAAAGCCUUUUGAAAUUUUAAAUGUGAUUGCAUUGAAUCUAUAGAUAAAUUGGGGAAAAAAUUGAAUUCUUAAAAAUAUUGUUUUGUUCAACUCAUGAAUGAUGCAUAUUCUCCAUUUACUUAGGUAUCUCUUAUUUUCAUUAGUAAUGUUUUGUCAUUUUCUCUGUAUAGAUGUUUCACAUAUUUUGUUAAUCACCAUGUAUUUUAUAUUUUAUGCUAUUGUAGACAAAUGUAAACAUUUAUAAUUUUUAUUUCCAAAGUCCUUGGCUAAUAUACAGAAUUAUAAUAAAAUUUUUUUAUAUUAAUCU
Phacochoerus africanus (Common warthog) is the source of this 2564-nucleotide messenger RNA. RefSeq names its product oxidized low density lipoprotein receptor 1 (gene OLR1). The record is from RefSeq and is a predicted model, not a curated record. The transcript has 6 exons. Bases 113 to 946 code for a protein of 277 amino acids. Gene Ontology annotation, biological process: cell death; lipoprotein metabolic process; leukocyte cell-cell adhesion. Gene Ontology annotation, molecular function: low-density lipoprotein particle receptor activity. Gene Ontology annotation, cellular component: plasma membrane; signaling receptor complex. Lineage: Eukaryota; Metazoa; Chordata; Mammalia; Artiodactyla; Suidae.